UCGAAACGAAACGAGAACAUUCCUCGUCACUCGACUCGUCAGUCAACGACAUGCUUUCGUAGCGAGUAUAGCGGAAAGUAAAUCAAAAGUUGCGUCAGAAUCAUGGCAAUUCGAUAAAACAAGUAGACGUAGGCGUCCGCGGAUUUUUUUUAUUAUUAGCACAAAAUUAUUAGUUCAUUGAGUUUCGGUUUUGGUUUGGGUCAUGGAUGCGGAGCCCGAUAAUGAUUCGGUAGCAUUAGAAAAUAAAGUUUUCGCAAGUGAAACGAAAUGUUUGUGGGUCUAUGCAUAUGGAUCCUUGUGUUGGAGACCGGGUUUCGAUUUCCAUAAGGCCGUUCCAGGAUACGUGAAUGGAUUUCAACGAAGAUUUUGGCAAGGAAACACUACACAUCGGGGUACAUCGGAUAUGCCAGGCAGAGUCGCAACUUUGGUGGAGGAUAGUGAGGGACAAGUGUACGGGGUAGCAUUUGCGAUUAGUGGAUCAGCCGCUCUUCCUUACUUGUCACAACGAGAAUGUACGCAGGGAGGUUACAUUUCGAAGUUUAUCGACUUUUUCCCACUUGAAGGUGAAAGCUUUAAAGUCUUAGUGUACGUAGCAACUCCGUUAAAUCCACAUUGGCUAGGAGAUGCGGACAUUGACGAAAUAGCAGAUCAAAUUAUUAAUUGUAAGGGAGAAAGCGGACACAAUGUAGAAUAUCUAGUACGACUGGCCAACUUCAUGAGACAUCAUUUUCCUGACAAAUGUGAUAAUCACCUGUAUAGUUUAGAAGAAAAAGUAUUGGACAUAGUGAGAACCAAAGAAAUGUGCCUCAAGACGUUAAUGGGUACAGGAGAAGGAUGCAUUUCAUUCGUACGAAGAUCGAGUUCUGCAGGAUCAAGCCCCGGUUCGGAACGGCGGAACCGAGGAGAAGUUGAAACAUUCGAGCACACUGCCAGAGUUCCCGGAAAGAAAUUGCGUUGUCUCAACAUUUAAUUUACCUAUUCAUUAUUAUAUAAUGCUUUGUUUUGCGUACCUACCUAAAUUUGGUUACAAAGUUUUUUGAAUUGUUAUAGGAUAAAAUAAUUACUAGAGAUUUUUGAAAAGGCUAUAAAAAGAGAUUAUGUACCUACCUGUUAGGCAGCAUAUGUUUAUAUAUUAAACAGCGGCAUAUUUCUAUAUUUUCUUUCUAUUUCUGUAUUUUUUUGCAAUAAAGAAUUGUGUAUAUAACA
Messenger RNA from Ceutorhynchus assimilis (cabbage seed weevil), 1206 nucleotides. The record is from the annotation of a GenBank genome assembly. Lineage: Eukaryota; Metazoa; Arthropoda; Insecta; Coleoptera; Curculionidae.